AGAAUUUAUUGUUUGUCCAUCAUAUGCAUCGUUUACUUGCAACUAUUUUAAUUUGCCAUCUUUUAUAAUUUAUAGCAAAUUAAGUAACUUUUACAUCGAUCUCUAAUAUUGCCUCAUGUUGUAUAUAUAAAGGAAUGGCUUCAAACCCAAUCACAAAAUAAAUUCCAUUCAUUCUUUUAUUUCUCCCUUCAAUCAUCAAAAGUAAUGACUGCUCUCACCUCAAAUCUAAGCCUUAAUACACAAUAUGGCACUAAAGACUAUCAACAACAACAUGGUUCUUCUUCUUCUUCUUCUUACGUGGUUGAAGAAAUCAAAGGUCUAAUUAAAGUUCACAAAGAUGGAUAUGUAGAACGACCCAAUAUUGUUCCAUUUGUCACUUGUGAUUUAAAUCCAAAUCUUAACAUUAUUUCCAGAGACAUAAUCAUUGACAAUGUUACAAACAUUUGGGCACGUUUCUAUGUUCCAAUUUCCCAAAAAAAACUACCUUUGUUGAUUUAUUUUCAUGGUGGUGGCUUUUGUGUUGGUUCUGCAGCUUGGAGUUGCUACCAUGAUUUCCUAGCUAAGUUAUCUUCCAAAGUUGAGUGCUUAAUUAUGUCAGUUAACUAUAGAUUAGCACCAGAAAAUCCUCUUCCAGCACCUUAUGAUGACGGAUUAAAAGCAUUAACAUGGUUGAAACAAAAAUUGUUGUAUCAAAAUGAAGCUAAUGAUGAAUGUGAAUGGUGGAUUAAAAAUUGCAACUUUUCUAGUGUUUUCUUAGGUGGUGAUAGUGCAGGUGGUAACAUAGCUUAUAAUGUUGCCAAAAGGGUAUUUUCAUGUGAAAGUGUUAUUUUAAAGCCUUUAAAGUUAAAGGGUCUAAUUUUGAUUCAACCAUUUUUUGGUGGUGAAGUAAGAACAAUAUCAGAGAAAUGCAUGGUUCAAUUAUCUGGUUCUGCUUUGAAUUUAGAAGCAUACGAUACUUAUUGGCGUUUGGCAUUACCUUAUGGUGAAGAUAGGGACCAUCCAUGGUGUAAUCCAUUGAUGAAAUUGGAGGAAUUGAAGGUGUUGAUGAUGCCUUGUUUGGUUUGUAUUUCAGAAAUGGAUAUAUUGAAAGAUAGGAAUUUGGAGUUUUGUGAUGCUUUGAGAAGAGAAGGUAAAAGGGUUGAAUGUGAAGUGUUUAAAGAUGUUGGACAUGCUUUUCAGAUUCUGAGUAAAUCUAAGGUUUCUAACAUAAGAGCUAUUCAAAUGAUGGCUCGUGUCAAAUCCUUCAUUAGUAUUUGAUUCUCUGUUUUUUCAAAUGAUUCUCUGUAUAUGAUUGAAAUUUGAGAUUUGGACUAUAUAUUAAUUUCAUCCUAAACAUUUGUUGAA
This is a messenger RNA of Cicer arietinum (chickpea), 1344 nucleotides long. RefSeq names its product probable carboxylesterase 6. The record is from RefSeq and is a predicted model, not a curated record. Gene Ontology annotation, molecular function: hydrolase activity. NCBI's taxonomy places the organism in Eukaryota, Viridiplantae, Streptophyta, Magnoliopsida, Fabales, Fabaceae.